AUGAUGAUUACCAGAAGAAAAUUUUUUAAGAAUGGGAAACCUGUUAACUCGACGGUUGCUUUGAAUGCAGGCGACUUUAAGACAUGUGGGAAAGGCAUUGGGAUGUCAAUUUUGCAAGGUGGACCAGCACCCAACUUUUUGGCACCAGAAAUAGCAUCCUAUCUGGUUGGGGAACCACUUUCUCCAUUCUUAAACCAAGACCCUCUACUUAGGACAGCUGCUGAAAGAGUAAGUUAAAAUAAUCUAUGAUCUGAAACAUUUUUCAUGCCCAAUCUAGAAAAUAAUAACACAUAAAAAAGCAUACCACCUUUAUGUCCAAAUGCGUUUUCACUUCACAUGCCAAUUAUGUCAUCAUUAUCGACUACAUGUGUCAGUUCAACCUUACUCUAAAUCCACAUUGUUAAGCAACAACAACAACAACAACAACAGUUAGUAUUUUAACUUGUUUUUCAGUUGGCAAAUGCAAAUACAGAUGAGAUAGUGACAGCAGCUCUUACAUACGAUGACAUGCUUGACGUGUUAGAAUCAAUAGGCUAUUCAGGCAUUCCCCAAAAGGAGACUCUGUCUGGAAUACAACCCAUUAUCCAUUGA
Molecule: messenger RNA, 591 nt
Organism: Pocillopora meandrina
Lineage: Eukaryota; Metazoa; Cnidaria; Anthozoa; Scleractinia; Pocilloporidae
Source: the annotation of a GenBank genome assembly